GUCUCAAUUUGCCCAGCUGCACAGCGACUGGCAUGGCAACAAAGGCAUGACAAAUGAUGACAACUGACAAGAAGCGUUCCUCCUGCUGAUCAAGCCAACUUUUCCGACAUCACUUAUCCAACCCAGAAAUGAGUGAAUCAGAAUCACGCCCACCUUCUUCAGGUCCUCGAGAAGGUCAUCAUGGUAGCACAACAGGUGCCAAAGACGUAGAGCGACCUUCACUGAUUAUGGAGUCACCCCAAGAUAACGUCGUGCUGGGCUGGGUCAAGUUGACGGAUCUGCCUCCUUUGCCGCGGAUCGAGAAGGCUCAACCGAUCGCCUCCACGCACCGCUACCACGGUCCGCUCAGUGGUCUCAAGCUGAGGGUCCGCCUGUUGGAGUACCCGUCCCUCUCCUCCGUAACAAUAGACCGGAAAGACAAAAACAAGGAGCGCCUCCUCUCCAUCGUUCAGGAUCGCAUCUUCUCAUGGCAAGAAAAGGUGGAUGGGUCCGUCGGAGAUACUCCUCGGCUCUACUCCUACGUUGACACAGACAUAUUUGUGGCAAGACAAGGAGCGAGAGGGGCUGUUGAGACGCGCAGGAAGGAGGUCCCAGCUCCACAAGGGCAGGCGGAAGAUGAAGAGUGGGAGGACGCAGACGCAACCAGUAAUGAAGAUUCCACCGUCAAGGCCCCCACCACCACCACUUCAAGUGAGGGGAUUAGUGACCCCGCAAAGAAGGUCAGUACCACCAAGCAAAAGACGAAAACAGAGCAAGAAACAGAGUUGAAGGAGGAGCAACGGCUGAUGAAAGUGAUAAAGAGACGCCAAGAAGUGGAACAACGUCAUGCCGCCGUGGAUGAUUUUAUUCGCCAAGAAGACGCAUCUGUGGUGGAGAUGAUGGGGAAGCACUUGCGAGGAAAGCGACCUAAAGCGUCCCUGUCAUCGUCCAUCCUCCCCACCACAAGUCCCUCAAAGUCCAGGGGUCAACCCAUCCUUGGGGACAUUGCUGAUGGGACAAGAGCCACGGAUGGCAAACGUGUUCCAUCCUUCACACGCCGGACUCGAGCAGUCGAGGAAAGGUUGCGACACCGGGGACAAAUCUCGCUCCAGUCGCAGGCCAUGAUUAUUGUGGCAACCAUUCCCCACUCCAAAAAACGGGUCAUAGUUUGUCGACUGAAGGCGCUUCCUACCGCCGGCGUGAUAACUGUCAAAGCUCCAUUUGGAUUUCGUGUCAUCCAUGCCUCCCGAACCCACGUGUACCGCCUCAGCUGGGAGCUACACCUUCCACCCCAGAAACAAGCUUCCCCUCAACUAGGACGACCUGUUCUGUCCUCAACUAUUAAAAACAGUAAUACCAGAGGCGUCUCAUUCGAGAGCGUUGACCAUAACCAGCUCCGCGUGUGGCUGAUGGGUGAGAUCGUUUCCGCUCGUGGCUUUGACAGCGAGCCGCUCUGCGUCCACUAUCUCCUCGAAACACCCACCGGAUGGACCACCACGACCCAAAAUUCAUCCUCGAGUAUUCACACCGAGCUUGGGACAGGGACGACCCAGAGCAGCUACACGACGGUGGAUGGGGUUGCCCACUUUUCCCACCAGUUUUCCACCCUCCUCUCCUUCUCGCUGGACACGCUUCACCACACGCUCCAAAGUCCCGUCCUCCUCCUCAUGGUCGUGUCCCUGAAGGACAGUGGUCGCGUCCGCUACGAGGGAUACGGAUACGCCAACCUGCCCUCCACCCCUGGAUCCCACACCCUCCGCGUCCUCACCUGGAAGCCAAGACAUCGUUCCAUCGUCGAAUGGAUGCAAGACUUGUUUCUCGAUGCCACACCCUCUCUCCAGGACAUUAAAGCUGUCCACAUCCCCCCACAGAAAAGUAGUAAUCAACGCCUAGUGGGGAACAGACUUGGGUUGCAGACUGACCCGAGUGGUGAGGUCACGGUUCGCCUGCACCUCGCUCACCACGCCCCCUCCUCAGUGCGCGAUCAGGCCUCCAAGUUGGACCUUUUGGAGAAGAUGAGUUCCGCCACGAUUCUCAAAAGCGUGCAAAAAGUUAUCGAUGCCUUCAACCGGGCCAGAACCAAGACGCUUCUCCUCAAACGUGGAACGAAUAGUGGUCGUGCGGGAGUGACGGCGUAGUCUGCCCAGUCGUGAUUGACGGAAAUUUUAUU
This is a messenger RNA of Folsomia candida, 2149 nucleotides long. RefSeq names its product Meckel syndrome type 1 protein homolog. Lineage: Eukaryota; Metazoa; Arthropoda; Collembola; Entomobryomorpha; Isotomidae. The coding region runs from base 129 to 2117 and encodes 662 amino acids. The record is from RefSeq and is a predicted model, not a curated record. The transcript has 9 exons. Gene Ontology annotation, biological process: cilium assembly. Gene Ontology annotation, cellular component: MKS complex.